GGUUAAACAAUGAAGUACAAGCAAAUUGCAAUUUGUUGGACUAUCAAAUAGUUAAGGCGAAUUUGUCUCAUAGGUCGGCUAACGAACGAGGACCGAAAUGAGCUUGUAAAACAAGCAACAAAAAAGCACCCGCUUCCAUAACGAAAUUUCGUGCUCGACGAUGGUUCAGGUCCUCUUGCUAGCGUUCUUGGUCUUGGGCGCCGGGCUAACCAGACAGGUCAGCUCGCACGAGGAAUCGGGAGGGUGGAGUUGCGAGUCAAACUCGGAGAUCCGAGUGCAGGCGGAUUUCAGACCCGGAGUCAUCACCCUCGAUGGUCACGCCGAUGAUUGGAAAGACAUUGAGGGGUUCGAGUUCUCUCUUCUCCCUGCUCUGGACCCAGACGAGGACCUUGAGUACAAAGAUGGAAAAAUGACAGUGAAGGCUUUACAUGAUGGAAAUAAUGUCUUCUUCUUGUUGCAAGUUGAUGGGGACUACGUCUUCUCCAAAGGGGACAAUAGAAAAUGCCCAUCUGUGGCUCUCAUGUUUCAAAUUGGCGAUGAUGCUACGUACCAUAAUAUGGGUGGCUGUAAAGAACAAACGGGCUCUUGCACAAACAAGACUUGCAAAGGUCAUGAAGUAGACAUCAUGCACUUCUCUAUUGGAAAUGCUAUACCUGGAAGGCUUUAUGGUGGCAACCCGAUAGAUAACAGAGAUGGAAAUGGAGGUGACAGGUUUGGUCAUUUGGUUGAUGUAUAUGCUUGGAACCCGCACUGUAGAUACCUUGAUGGAAUGGGUCCUUCUGGAAAUGAUUCUAGUGCACAGAAUAACUGGAAAGGGGCAUGGUGGCACAGUAGCUUCACAGUUCAUUCAGGAUUUGUUGAGGAAGACAGUCCUUAUACCACAGGAGGUCAGAAAGGAACAUAUUAUUUUGAAUUUUCUAGGCCAUUGAGAACCAUGGAUCGUCUUCAACAGGAUGUUCAGUUCACAAUUGGUGGAUCAAGCAAGAUGUCUGUUGCAUUCUGGUAUCCAGUUGAUGGGAAUCCAUGGGUUGGAUCUGGACAUUAUACCAUUAACUGCGAUUGGGUGUCAAUGGAUAUUGCUUUAGGUGGUUCCAUGCUAACCAAGUCUGCACCAAGCAGCUCCUGGGAAGCAACCAGCGCCUUUGCCCUUUUGUUCUCAGUAGCAGCACUUUGUGUAGCAAUAUUUGUGGCAUAUCAGGUUUCUAGACCCAGGAGUGUCCCAUUUACACCAAUUGAAAAUCUUUAGAUAGUUAUACAGGUCUGCCAUUGCACAAUUAAUUGAGUUUGAGCUUGUCAUACGUUAGGGAUUGUACUAUAUUGCUUGAGUUUGUACUGCCUAACUCUGUACUUCGAACAGUUCCCACUUUAUUAAAAUUUUUAUUAAAAAGUUUAGAUUUAGUUUAUUUUCUGCUUUUUUGGUGAGACUUGUCUCUUCUUGAUGUGUUGUCUGGCUCCAUUUCCUUGGAUACUUGAGAUCUAAAUGUAUUUCAUAUUUUAAUUUGUACAAAAAAUUGUAUAUUAU
Molecule: messenger RNA, 1522 nt
Organism: Durio zibethinus
Lineage: Eukaryota; Viridiplantae; Streptophyta; Magnoliopsida; Malvales; Malvaceae
Product: heme binding protein
Molecular function (GO): heme binding
Source: RefSeq, a predicted model, not a curated record